This is a messenger RNA of Solanum lycopersicum (tomato), 2402 nucleotides long. RefSeq names its product F-box/kelch-repeat protein At1g55270. Lineage: Eukaryota; Viridiplantae; Streptophyta; Magnoliopsida; Solanales; Solanaceae. Gene Ontology annotation, molecular function: protein binding. The record is from RefSeq and is a predicted model, not a curated record.
AUUCUCCAACCAAAGGAGCCCCAGUAGUGUUUCUUUUAGUAAUAUAGCAUCCCGUCUUCCGCGCCACAAACUGGCAUGUCUUCUUCAAUUCUCUUUCACACACUCGAAAUAGAGACAGAAUGGUUUCGAUUUGACCCAAUAAAUUAAAUGCUACCAUUGAAAAAUCUGGUAAACCUUUUUUUUGUCCUGUGUCAAGAACUGGAAUUUAAUUUUUUCUGCAAUAAUGUAAGUAGUGAUUAUGAAAAUCUGCAAAAUUAAAUUGAACUAGAAGGGUCUUGAUCUGUGUGUGGAGGGGUGAAAUCUUGAUUUUUUUUGUGGGUUUUAUCUGUGAAUGAAAUCUGGUGUAGAAAGAUGGACCAAACAAUUGAAAGGUCUUCAAAUGCACAUAGGGGUUUUCGAGUUCAACCUCCACUGGUUGAUUCUGUAUCAUGCUAUUGCAAUGUUGAUUCGGGCUUAAAGACAGUUGCUGGGGCAAGAAAAUUUGUCCCAGGAUCAAAACUUUGUAUCCAGUCAGACAUCAGUUCUCAUGCACACAAAAGUAAAAACUCUCGAAGGGAGAGGUCAAGAGUGCAGCCACCUCUUCUGCCUAGCCUACCUGAUGAUCUUGCAAUUGCUUGUCUAGUUCGUGUUCCUCGUGUUGAACUUAGCAAGCUCCGUCUAGUUUGCAAAAGGUGGUAUAGGCUUCUUGCUGGUAACUUCUUUUACUCUCAAAGGAAGAGUCUUGGAAUGGCUGAAGAGUGGGUAUAUGUGGUUAAAAGAGAUCGUGAUGGACGGAUUACAUGGCAUGCAUUUGACCCAACUUACCAACUUUGGCAGCCACUUCCACCUGUUCCAGGGGAUUAUGGCGAAGCCCUUGGAUUUGGUUGUGCUGUUCUUAGUGGUUGCCAUCUUUAUUUGUUUGGAGGGAAAGAUCCAAUCAAGGGGUCUAUGCGAAGGGUAAUCUUUUAUAAUGCUCGAACAAAUAGAUGGCACAGGGCACCAGACAUGCUCCGCAAACGCCAUUUCUUCGGCUCUUGCGUAAUUAAUAAUUGUCUUUAUGUUGCUGGUGGAGAAUGUGAAGGAAUACAGAGGACUCUUCGCUCAGCUGAAGUUUAUGACCCAAACAGGAAGCGCUGGAGUUUUAUUGCUGAUAUGAGCACAGCCAUGGUACCUUUUAUCGGGGUAGUGUAUGAUGGGAAGUGGUUUAUAAAAGGUUUGGGAUCCCACAGAGAAGUUCUCAGUGAAUCUUAUAGCCCUGAUACAAAUGCAUGGAGCCCAGUUAACAACAGGAUGGUUGCUGGUUGGCGCAACCCAAGCAUCUCCAUGAAUGGUCGUCUAUAUGCUUUGGAUUGUCGUGAUGGGUGCAAACUUAGAGUAUAUGAUGAAUCUACUCAGUCAUGGAUCAGAUUUAUUGAUAGUAAGCUCCACCUUGGAAGUUCUCGUGCUUUGGAAGCAGCUGCUCUGGUUCCCCUUAAUGGUAAACUUUGUAUAAUUCGGAACAACAUGAGCAUCAGCAUCAUUGAUGUGUCAAGUCCUGAUAAGCGAGUGGAAACUAACCCACGUCUUUGGGAAAACAUUGCUGGUAAAGGUCACUUCAGAACUAUGUUCACAAAUUUAUGGUCAAGUAUCUCAGGACGAGCAGGUUUGAAGAGUCAUAUUGUGCACUGUCAGGUUUUACAAGUUUGAGCAUUGGAAGUCUUAGCCACUCUUGAUGAGAACUGAGAGCUGCUUCAACUUUCUGUUUCAAGAACAAAGUUUUCUUGAGUUGCAGUUCCAAUCAUCAGCAUGCUCCUGCUUUGGUUAUGAGGCAAAUAAUUCCAUCGUUCUUUUAGACUUCCAAAUGACCUUCGGCAGCCUCAGCAGUUAUUUCUUGCCUUGAAGUGUAUGUAGAUGGAUGUCUCCUGGAAUUGUUUGGAUUUGUCUCGAAGAGAAGCUAGGUAGUUUCAUACUUAACAAUUUAUCAAUUGGCAGAAAAAUUUUCAAAUCCAGAGCUACCUUGCUGAUGAUUUUGGCAGUAAAAUUGGGGGCUAUUUAUAAAAUUCACAAGGAGAUCAGAUAGCUAUAUUUUUGUACAUUCUUUUGGCCUUUAGUCUUGUACCAGUAGCUUUAAGUCUUAGAUACUCUUUUGUGCAUAUAAUGACAUGGAGAUAUAGCUGGAAUCUUCAUUUCCUACCUUCUCCCCCCAUACUUGAUUUCAAGAUUUGUGUUUUAUAAGAUGGGGGCAAGUUGCAUUGAAUCAUCAAAAUGUGGUUACGCGCCCAUUGAGAACUUGUCGACAGACAAAGUUAUCCGAUCUUUGUUGAUGGGAGGUAAUAUAAGUACCUAGUGGACAAUCAGGUUUCUUACUACUUGACUCAGACACCACUAUUAUUGGAAGUUAUGUGGCGUCUCAAUAUUGAUGUUCUGUUGUAUUUGCAUAUCAA